GUUUUAUUAAUCACAAGACACGUAGAAAUCUAGAUCUACAUUUUUAGUUCUGAUAGAUAACAAUCACAAUGAAUGACAGAAAAAUCAAAUGCAAAGACCUAGAUCUAGGCCCUGUAAUCGAGAGUUAUCAGAUUACUCUAAGCAAAAGUGUCAAAUCAGACAUAGAAGUUCUAAAGCAAAUUUCCCAGUUUGGUUUCAAAAUUGUUGAAGUUGAUCCAAUUGUUCUUGAAUCUGAAUCAUUUCCAGAUAAAUAUAUGAUAUCAAAAUUAGUUGAUGUUGUAAGUAGAAAUUUGGAUAAAGACCACUCAAAAAUAAAGAAAGAAGAUGGCAAGUUGAACAAAAUAAUUAACAAAAAUGAAACUGCUUCAGAAAAUUCAUCAAAAAUUGUUGAAGAAAGAACUCAAAAUGCAUGUAGCUAUUUCUACCAUAAAACAGAUGAGUUAGCUCAGCUGAAGGAGCAUGAAGCUGGUGAUGUUAAAACUUCACAAGAUUAUUUUUCUUUUAAUUCUGCAAAUAAAAAAUUGUCUCUUGACAAAAUAGUUGGAUAUAAAUUAGAUAAACCAUUAGGUGAAAUUAACAAUGCAGGUACAAGUAACCUAUAUUUUAGUCAUGCAGGUAAUACUAAGAAUGAUAAUAAACAAUCAGACAAAGAGAUCCAAAAAGAUAACUUCUCCUCUUUUAAAAAGGAAAAAGAAUCUGACACAAAUGAAGAAGUAACUCUAAAUCCUAUGUCAAUGGAUGAGGAUUUAUUUGAAGCUGCAAAAUAUUACUUUCAAGAUACAAAAUACUCUGUCUUUUUUGGGAAAAACUGUGAGUUGAAAAUUAUAUCUAACAAUGAAGAAGCAAGAGAUUUUCUGUGUAAAAUUAAAGAUUUUAAAAAGAUUGAAAUAAAUGUCUCUGGAAACAUAGACCAAAUAUUAAGUUACAUAGAAAAGAAUCAUGUGAAUGUAAAAGCUAUGUCUAAUGCUUCUACUUCAUUGGUCAUCAUGGGUCAGAGUAAGGAUGUUCUUGCUGCUCAUAGAAACAUUUUAUCUCUAAUUGGCAACAGAGAUCAUGAAUUGUUCUGGUCAGCUAGGUCUGAUGACAGUGGAAAUCACAAGUAUGAAAAACAUUUAGAAACAACAUAUGAAGAUGAAAAGGAUGGUGACAUUCAACAAUCCAGAAGCAAAGAUUUGUCAACCUCUGAUGUCAAAUACAGUUCUCAAAAAUCUGAGUCAAACCUUAAUGUAAAUUCACAACAAAGUGAUGGCAGAACAAAAGACAAAACCAUGAAAAGUUUACUACCUGAUGAUAAAAGAAAUCAGCCCCAAAAAAUAGGAAGCAAUGCACCAUUAAGUGAAAAUCUGGGGCAAAGAUAUACAGUUACAUCAGAAUUUGGUAAUAAAAAAUAUGUAGGGGAAUCAGGAUUUAAAGUCUACAUAUACGAAUAUGAUAUUACAAAAGUUGAAGUCAAUUGUAUAGUUAAUACAUCUAAUUCUUAUUUACUAAAUAGCAAAGGGGUUUCUAAUGCAAUAGCAAGAGCAGCAGGCCCAGCUUUAGUUGAAGAAUGUCAAGAAUUUAUCAAAGAUGGAAACGUUGUUGUUGUUACAGAUGUUUUUGUUUCUGGUGGAGGAAAUUUGUAUGCAAAGAAAGUCAUUCAUGCAGUUGGGCCUAACUGGGAGGAUUAUGAACCUGAUAAAAAGCAUAAAUGUGCUGAUGAUUUAAGGAGAGUAGUUCUUAGAUGUCUAGUACAAGCAUCAGCUAUGAAUAUGGUGUCAAUUGCCUUACCUUCUAUAGGUUCAGGAAACCUCAAAAUUCCACCACACGUUUGUGCCAAUAGCUACUUAAAUGCUGUGAAAAGCUUUGACAUUAUUGCAAAGAAACUGGAUUUGCGUUCAUUGCAAGAUAUUCAUUUUAUUGACAAAAAUGUAGAUAUGGUAACAGCUGUUGAUGGCUGUUUUUUAGGAAACUGGGAAAAAAAUAAUCCAAGGUUAGAAAUUGUAAAUAGAGAUUUGGCUUUUGCUAGAAGACAUUUAGAAAGGAACAGGUAUGAACAAAAUAUCAGAUUCUUUGGAUCUCCACAUACAUCAACUUUCUCUAACUCACCACAGUCUGAAAGAUCAGAGAAGUGUAAAGACUAUCUGUUCGGAGAAGUUAACCUUAGAGUCAGCACCAGAUAUGCCAUGGAUUUUAAUACUGACCUGGUUGUCACAGUUGGGGAGCCAUUCAAAAAAAUCAGUGGAAUGUCUCGGUUUGAAAUAAAAAGAAGAAAAAUUAGCCCUGGGAAUAAAAAAUUUGAUUUUCUCAUAUACGAGUGUGAACGCAAACAUUCUCAAUUUGUUUGUGAACUUGAAAUGAGUUCUGUGACUGAUGAUAAAAUUGUAUCUGCUCUCCGUAACUUGAACUCUGCUGUUUGUAGUUAUCCAAACCUUGUAGAAUCCUUAGCUAUUACCAGCAAAUUUCUCUACCCAGUAAAAAAAUUUACAACCAAAAAACAACCAGAUUCUCAAAUAGUAAAAUUAUUCUCUCACCUGGUGUAUGAAUAUGUGACAAACAUUCCAUUGGAAUCAUUUCUAAAGGAAGUAAUCAUUUCAACAAGUGAAGAAGCUUAUCCUAUGGUUAUAGAAGAGAUUGAUACUUUGGAAGAAAAGAACAAGCCACAAGCUUCUGGUGGUUCAACAGUUGGCGUUUUUUGCAAUAAUUGCAACAGAUAUUUGUAUGAAAUGCAAAGUCUUACUAGCCGUAAAAAGGACUUCUGCUCUGACUGCAAAACUAAACUAAAAAAACGCCCACUUGGCUUAAAUCCUGGUGCUACUAAUAUCCAGCCAUUAGGAGAAAUGAUUGUCACAUACAGAGAUGAUCGACACUUACCUGGAUAUGAAUCAUAUGGUGUCUAUGAAAUUGAAUUCAUUUUUGCUGAUGGCAUUCAAAACGAAUACAAUGCCAUGAAACAAGGAUCACUUAGAUAA
Molecule: messenger RNA, 2948 nt
Organism: Physella acuta
Lineage: Eukaryota; Metazoa; Mollusca; Gastropoda; Physidae
Source: RefSeq, a predicted model, not a curated record